Messenger RNA from Paecilomyces variotii, 1001 nucleotides. RefSeq lists its product as hypothetical. The record is from RefSeq and is a predicted model, not a curated record. The transcript is spliced from 2 exons. The coding region runs from base 325 to 825 and encodes 166 amino acids. NCBI's taxonomy places the organism in Eukaryota, Fungi, Ascomycota, Eurotiomycetes, Eurotiales, Thermoascaceae.
CCGUCACGCGACUGCAGGAUAGACUCGUUGUUCUUGUCAGUGAUUGACCCCUGUCGAAGAGUACGUGGAUGGCAGGCGAUUGUUGAUAUAGCGAGAGAAAUAGAGAGAGGAGAUGGGGGAGUAAGUCUGGGUGUUUUCUUGGCCGUAGUCGUUCUCUUAGUUGUAUAUGGAAUUGGAGAGAGUAUGUACACUAGGAUGUGGGGUUAGUGCAUGUUCUACUGCUUCCUCUUUCGGUUUAUUUCAGUCUAUUUUGCUAAAUCUGACUGACUCCAUAUGAUCGGUGAUGGAAAGGAAUGAGAGCGCAUAGCAAUAAUAGAUUAAGCUAUGGCAGUAGUUAACUACCUUAGUUACCUAGGUAGUUAUGAAGUUGUGAUAAGACAGACGGUUGACCUGUGCGCACUGCAAGCAGCAGAUCCGAUCGGCCGGGGAUGGCGAGGGGCCCGUGCGCCUACCCGUGCGCCUGCCCGAAGCGGCGAGCGGGUCACGUGCCAUAAAGUUCCGCCAAGCUCCUGGCAGGACCGUCCUGGGGAAGGCGCGCCUUGGCUUUGGCCAGUGCGGCGGUCGCUCCUUCCGGGCUCGGGGCGGUCCUUGUGCCUUCCCAGCUUGUCACUCGCUGGCUGCUCCGUACUCCGUAUAUCCUCGCCACCGCCCUCUCUCUCUCUCUGUGUGUCUUUUCUGUCUCUGUCUAGGGCUGUCUCUCUCUCUCUUUCCACUUAUGGUAGACUAACUUACUGUCUUCUCUCGUUCUUGUUCGCUUUCCAGGGUUACUGCCUGAGGAUCCUGUCCGUAUUAUGGUACCUACUUAGUCUUACGAGGACGACUUAGUUAAUAACUAACUAAUCAUACCAUAAUCACAAUCACAAUCACAAUCAGAAAUAAUCAUUAUCAUAUUCCCCACUCCUCCUAGGCCUAGAGUAAACUCUCUGGACUCCAAAGCCCGUCCUGACACCCAGGGAGCAUCCCGGUUAUGUCGAUGGCGGCGGAGGGCUGCAGCUGUCAAA